AUGGCGCUGUCGGCAGCAGGCUGUGAAGGCACUGACUGCGACGGAGUGUGGUCCUCCUGGGAAGCGGUGUCUGAGCCCUGGGAUCAGCCGGGGGCAGCGGGUCGGCGAGGCGCCGAUGUCGUCCUGCUGGACUCAAAGGAAUCGCAAGCGGAGCUGGGCUGGACCUCCCACCCGUCAAACGGGUGGGAAGAAAUCAGCGGCGUGGAUGAGAAUUACAAGCCGAUACGCACGUACCAGGUCUGCAAUGUCAUGGAGCCAAACCAGAACAACUGGCUGCAGACGGGCUGGAUUGCCAGGCGCGACGGCCAGAGGAUCUUCAUCGAGCUGAAGUUCACCCUGCGGGACUGCAACAGCAUCCCUGGUGUGAUGGGCACCUGCAAGGAGACUUUCAAUCUGUACUACGUCGAGUCUGACUCCGACCUGGGCCGUAGCGUCCAUGAGAGCAAGCACACCAAGAUCGACACCAUUGCUGCUGAUGAGAGCUUCACACAGGGGGACCUAGGCGAGCGUAAGAUGAAGCUGAACACCGAGCUGAGGGAGAUUGGGCACCUGAGCAAGAGAGGCUUCCACCUGGGCUUCCAGGACGUGGGUGCCUGCGUGGCGCUGGUCUCUGUGCGGGUCUAUUACAAGAAGUGCCUUGCCACCAUGCAGAACCUGGCCGUGUUUCCGGACACGGUGGCGGAGACGGCCUUUGCGACUUUGGUGGAAGUUAAGGGCACUUGUGUCACUCACGCCGAAGUGGACGUGGAUAAUCCCCCCAGGAUGCACUGCAGCGCAGAGGGCGAGUGGCUGGUCCCCAUAGGGAAGUGCACGUGUGGUCCUGGCUUCGAGGAGAAGGAUGGGGGAUGCAGAGCUUGCCUUCCUGGAUUUUACAAGCUUUCCCUCCGUCUCCCUUUCUGCUCUCCUUGCCCUGAGCACAGCUUCACACAUGAGGAAGCCUCCACGUUCUGUUCGUGCCAGAAGAACUACUCUAGGUCCCCAUCAGACCCACCAUCUGCCUCCUGCACACGUCCACCCUCUGCCCCGAGGAACCUGGUCUACAGCCUGCGGCAGUCGUCACUGGUCCUGGAGUGGAGUGCCCCUGCCGAUGCAGGCGGACGGAGUGACCUGACCUACAGCCUGUGGUGCAGCCGGUGCCCGGCGGCGCUGCGGGGCCGCUGCGAGCAGUGCGGCAGCGGUGUGGGCUUUGUGCCGCAGCAGACGGGGCUUGUGGACCGAACUGUCACCCUGGUGAACCUGCUGCCUCACGUCAACUACACCAUCCGCGUGGCGGCUGUCAACGGUGUCUCGGGUGUCAGCCCGCUGUCGGGGCAGCAGUAUGCUGAGGUCAACGUCUCCACCGGCCUCACAGUGUUGGACCUUGUGGCCUUCACUGGUUUAGGACUGAGGGCCGCCGAACCCGUGACUUUGGAUCAGAGAGAUCAGAGUUACUCAACUGUGAAAACCACAUCAACAGCUGUGACGGUCAAUAACCUGAAGCCUGGCACCCUCUAUAUUUUCCAAAUCCGGACAUCUUCCUCACCGGACUACGGAAACUACAACCCUAGUAUUGAAGUGGAGACGCUGGCAGAGUUGACGGUGGCCUCCAGUGAGCAGAACCCUGUCCUUAUCAUCACGGUGGUGGUCAUCACGGGGCUGACGGUGCUGGUGUCCAUGGUGAUCGGUGUGAUGGUCUGGAGGAGACAGUGUGGGUACAGCAAAGCCAGCCAGGAUGGGGACGAGGAGCUGUACUUCCAUUUUAAAAUACCAACCAGGAGGACGUACAUCGACCCUGACACUUGUGAAGACCCCAUGCAGGGCGUGCACCUCUUUGCCAAAGAGCUGGAUAACGCUAGUAUUAAAAUUGAGAGGAUCAUUGGGACAGGAGAGUUUGGAGAAAUCUGCCGGGGAUGCCUGAAGCUGCCCAGCAAGCGGGAGCUGCCGGUGGCGAUCCAGACCCUGCGGGCAGGGUGCUCGGAGAAGCAGCAGCGCUCCUUCCUGGCAGAGGCGUGCACCAUGGGCCAGUUCGACCACUCCAAUGUCAUCCGCCUGGAAGGUGUCAUCACCAGAGGGAGUACCAUGAUGAUAGUGAUGGAGUACAUGGGGAAUGGCGUGCUGGACUCUUUUCUCAGGAAACAUGAGGGACAGUUCACGGCCACUCAGCUCGUUUGCAUGUUGCAGGGGAUUGCCUCUGGCAUGAAGUACCUGGCAGAGAUGGGUUACAUACAUAAAAGCCUUGCUGCCCACAAAGUCCUUGUGAACAGCAGCCUGGCUUGCAAAAUAACUGGUUUCAGACGGCUACAAGAAGAUAAGAUGGAGACCAUCUUCUCCACCAUGCGUGGGAAGAGCCUGGUGCUGUGGUCGGCCCCUGAAGCCAUCCAGUAUCACCACUUCAGUCCGGCCAGCGACGUGUGGAGCUUCGGCAUCGUCAUGUGGGAAGUCAUGUCCUACGGCGAGAGACCCUACUGGGACAUGUCCAACCAGGACGUGAUGAAGGCCGUGGAGCAGGGGUUCCGCCUGCCUGCCCCGGUGAACUGCCAGCCGCCCCUCCACCAGCUCAUGCUCGACUGCUGGCAGAAGGACCGCAGCCAGAGACCCAAGUUCUCACACAUCCACCACAUCCUGAGCAAGAUGGUGCAGAGCCCGGAGCCCCUGAAGUGCCCCAGCUCUACGUGCACCAGCACGUCCAUCCCCCUCACCGAGCGUACCUUCUCAGCCUUCCCGACUUUCAGCUCUGUGGGCGAGUGGCUGGAAGCGAUAGAAAUGGGCAAGUACAAAGACAACUUUACCGCUGCGGGCUACUGCUACCUGGAGUCGGUGGCCAGGAUGACAGCCCAAGAUGUCCUCAGCCUGGGGAUCACGCUGGCGGAGCACCAGAAGACCAUCCUGAGCGGGAUCCAGACUCUCCGGACCCAGGUGAUCCAGAUGCAUGGCCGAGGCGUGCAGGUGUGA
Pygoscelis adeliae (Adelie penguin) is the source of this 2931-nucleotide messenger RNA. RefSeq names its product EPH receptor A10 (gene EPHA10). Lineage: Eukaryota; Metazoa; Chordata; Aves; Sphenisciformes; Spheniscidae. Gene Ontology annotation, biological process: cell surface receptor protein tyrosine kinase signaling pathway; protein phosphorylation; axon guidance. The coding region runs from base 1 to 2931 and encodes 976 amino acids. The transcript is spliced from 17 exons. Gene Ontology annotation, molecular function: ATP binding; protein binding; transmembrane-ephrin receptor activity. Gene Ontology annotation, cellular component: neuron projection; plasma membrane. The record is from RefSeq and is a predicted model, not a curated record.